Molecule: messenger RNA, 1758 nt
Organism: Rattus norvegicus (Norway rat)
Lineage: Eukaryota; Metazoa; Chordata; Mammalia; Rodentia; Muridae
Source: RefSeq, a predicted model, not a curated record
AGAGUUUGCACUGCUCCAGUCACAGACAGGAUCUCAGAAGAAACUUCUGAGUCUGUCCUUUCUCAGAGAGCAACACGUGGCUCUAACUCCUCCUGAGUGACAGCGCUGCAUCAUCCAUCAACAGCUUGGAGUCAGACAAGCCAGGGCCUGACCCAAGGAGAAGGAGCGCACCGGGCAAGACAAAGGUGCUGGAAGCCAGACAUGGACUCAGAGACGAUUAAUCCCCAGCCCUUGCAGGAGGAGAGAUACGAUAUGUCGGGUGCCCGCCUGGCCCUGACGCUGUGUGUCACCAAAGCCCGGGAGGGUUCUGAGGUAGAUAUGGAUGCCCUAGAACGCAUGUUCCAGUACCUAAAAUUUGAAAGCACCAUGAAGAGGGAUCCUACUGCUCAGCAAUUUCUGGAUGAUAUGGAUGAAUUUCAGCAGACCAUAGAGAAUUGGAAAGAGCCUGUCAGCUGUGCCUUCGUGGUACUCAUGGCACACGGCGAGGAAGGCUUCCUCAAGGGAGAAGACGGGAAUAUGGUCAGACUGGAAGACCUUUUUGAGGUCUUGAACAACAAGAACUGCAAGGCCCUGAGAGGCAAGCCAAAAGUGUAUAUCAUCCAGGCCUGCAGAGGAGAGCACAGAGACCCCGGUGAGGAACUACCUGGAGAUGAACUUGCUGUGAUCAAGAAGAAAAACCCCCCAACUAUCCCAACAUAUACGGAUAUGAUCCAUAUCUACUCCACGGUAGAGGGGUUCCUCUCCUAUAGACAUGACCAGAAAGGCUCUGGCUUCAUCCAGACCCUGACGGAUGUGUUCAUUCAUAAAAAAGGAUCCAUCACAGAGCUGUUAGAAGAGAUCACCCGACUUAUGGCAAACACAGAGGUGAUGCAGGAGGGAAAACCAAGGAAAGUGAACCCCGAAAUCCAAAGCACCCUCCGGAAGAAGCUCUAUCUGCAAUAAAAGGAAAGGCAGUGACGGCCUUCCUGCAGCCGCUUUCUCGGUCGCCACCAGUCUUCAAAGAUAGUUCCUGGAUUCUUCAUUCAUCACAGCCCUUCAUCUGUAUCAGUUUCAGAGCAAGCCAGGCAACCAGAGCACAUUGACGCCACCUUCCUCUGCCUGGACUCCCUGACUCUGUUAAUGCAGCCUCGCAUGGUCUUCCUAUAGCUACCUUUCGGCUCUUUUGCCUCACCAAGCCUUCCUUUUCCUCCAACGACUCAACUGAAAAUGGUCAUUCCUAUUUCAGAGGUAGUAGCUUUCUGAACAAUUUCUAGAAACUUCCAAUAACCAAUUAAGGUCACCACUGUGGAAUCUGGGCAGUAGGCUGGAAGAGAGACCAGCCAUGUUGGCUUUACGGUCAUUAUGAGUCACAACUUAAGACGGGUCUCUUCUUUCUGGUCUCUCUUCUCAGGCUUUCCCAGCUUCCUCCUUUUCUUGUUCUUUGCCUGGGAUUCUUUCUAUAGCUCAUACACCCCUCACUUCCCUCCAGCUGACUUUGAAAUGGCUUUCGCAUCCGUCUCUCUUCUCUUCCCCGGACCCUCAAGGCUCGGCCUGAAUGAUCUCAACUCUGCCACAGCCAGAAUUCUUCCUCCUCUCUCUGCAUAACCUGUGGGGGAAUUCUCUCUGAAACACGCUGAAAGAUACAAUGAGCCCCGAGACCAAAGCUAAACGACAUCAUAUUCUUGUUUCUCAUGCUUGGUGUACAAUUCAUCAUUGUAAGGAAAUCAGGGCAGGACAUACAACAGCUAGUGACAAUAAAUAUUCUUACUCAAAAUCAAA